ACCCACAAACCAAACAUCUUCUUCUCCUUCUAUUCUCGUAUUCUUCGAUCUCUUUUAUACCAUCCAUUAAUAAUGGCUGUUUUCACAUUCGAUGACCAAACCACUUCACCUGUAGCUCCUGCUACCCUUUACCAAGCUCUUGUGAAAGACGCCGACAACAUCGUACCAAAGGCGGUUGAUUCCUUCAAGAGUGUUGAAAUCGUUGAGGGCAACGGUGGCCCCGGAACCAUCAAGAAAAUCUCUUUCUUUGAGGAUGGGGAGACAAAGUUUGUGUUGCACAAAAUAGAAACAAUAGACGAGGCAAACUUGGGAUACAGCUACAGCAUUGUUGGAGGUGCUGCUUUGCCAGACACUGCAGAGAAGAUCACAAUCGACACUAAACUCAGUGAUGGCCCCAACGAAGGCUCAGUGGUAAAGCUGAGUAUAAAAUAUCACAGCAAAGGAGAUGCACCACCUAAUGAAAAUGAGCUCAAAGCUGGCAAAGCCAAGAGUGAUGCUCUUUUCAAGGUCAUCGAGGCUUACCUUUUGGCCAAUGCUUGAUCGGAACUUGAGUCAUUAUCCACAUCUUUCCUUAUAUUAUAUUAUAUGCAAGACUACCUUAAGUUCAUUUUCAAUGUAAUGGUGUUUCCUUUCUUUUCGCCAUUGAUGGCAAA
This is a messenger RNA of Vigna umbellata (rice bean), 653 nucleotides long. Its product is annotated as pathogenesis-related protein 2-like. Gene Ontology annotation, cellular component: nucleus; cytoplasm. The record is from RefSeq and is a predicted model, not a curated record. Lineage: Eukaryota; Viridiplantae; Streptophyta; Magnoliopsida; Fabales; Fabaceae. Gene Ontology annotation, molecular function: protein phosphatase inhibitor activity; signaling receptor activity; abscisic acid binding. Gene Ontology annotation, biological process: abscisic acid-activated signaling pathway; defense response.